UGCACGUGCAGUCUGGUCAGUGUGGGAACCAGAUAGGCGCUAAGUUCUGGGAAGUAAUAUCGAACGAGCACGGUAUUGACCCUACAGGAACAUACCACGGUGAUUCUGAUCUACAGCUUGAACACAUAAAUGUUUAUUUUAGUAAGGUCAGUGGAGGAAAGUAUGUCUCUCGUGCUCUCUUGGCUUAUCUGGAACCUGGUACGAUGGAGAGUGUCCGCUCAGGGCCCUUCGGCCGAUUGUUCCAUCCUGACAAUUUCGUAUUUGGUCAAAGUGGGGCGGGAAAUAACUGGGCCAAAGGUCACUAUACUGAAGGUGCUGAACUUGUAGACUCAAUUUUAGACGUGGUGAAAAAGGAAGCUGGGUCUUGUGAUUGUCUACAAGGUUUCCAACUAACUCAUUCACUUGGGGGUGGUACCGGCUCAGGUAUGGGGACGCUGUUGAUUUCAAAAAUUCGAGAAGAAUAUCCUGACAGGAUUAUAAAUACAUUCUUUAUAGUCCCAUCACCCAAAGUCUCCGAUGCUGUUGUCGAGCCAUACAAUGCUACACUGUCUGUACAUCAACUUGUUGAGAACACUGAUGAAACGUUCUGCAUCGACAACGAAGCACUCUAUGACAUCUGUUUCAGAACACUCAAGUUAACCAACCCCACUUAUGGAGAUCUCAAUCACUUGGUCAGUGCAACCAUGUCUGGAGUGACCACCUGUCUCAGAUUUCCUGGACAACUGAAUGCUGACCUGCGGAAACUGGCAGUGAAUAUGGUCCCGUUCCCUCGACUGCAUUUCUUCAUGCCAGGAUUCGCUCCACUGACAAGUCGUGGCAGUCAACAGUAUCGCUCAUUAACUGUGCCUGAACUGACACAACAAAUGUUCGAUGCAAAGAAUAUGAUGGCUGCCUGUGAUCCUCGUCAUGGUCGUUACUUGACAGUGGCGGCGAUUUUCCGUGGUCGUAUGUCUAUGAAGGAGGUGGAUGAGCAGAUGUUGAAUGUGCAGAAUAAGAAUUCGAGUUAUUUUGUCGAGUGGAUUCCGAAUAAUGUGAAGACGGCAGUAUGUGACAUUCCUCCUCGUGGUUUGAAGAUGUCGGUGACUUUUAUUGGUAACAGUACGGCUAUUCAAGAGUUGUUUAAGCGUGUUUCUGAACAGUUUACUGCAAUGUUCCGUCGUAAAGCGUUUUUACAUUGGUAUACAGGUGAAGGGAUGGAUGAGAUGGAAUUUACUGAGGCUGAAUCAAAUAUGAAUGAUUUGGUAAGUGAAUAUCAGCAGUGUCAAGAUGCCACUGCCAACGAUGAAGAAAAUGUUUAA
Molecule: messenger RNA, 1298 nt
Organism: Schistosoma intercalatum
Lineage: Eukaryota; Metazoa; Platyhelminthes; Trematoda; Strigeidida; Schistosomatidae
Source: the annotation of a GenBank genome assembly